GGAUUUGGUGGUUGUUGCCGCGAUGGUAAAUAUUGCCGCGUUUUAAGCCGACCACAACACACUGCUGACCCCGAGUCCUGCUGUCUCAGAGGCUCCGGCAAGCGGGGAGGAAGUGUUGAGGGGCAGCUAUGCUGCCAUACUGUCCUCCAAACACCACUGCCUGGAACAUAUGGCACGACCAUGGUGUGUCACAGUGCUUCCUGGAGACCAUCUGCACAUCGGUGCCAGCUGGUGUGCUGGUGCUCCUUGGCUCCUUUGAGAUCAUCUUCUACCGUCGUCAUGCCACGGCGCUGGAGCACUACAGCCGACCCAAGUCCUGGCUGUUUAAGCUGCAGGUGGCGGUGACGCUGCUGCUGGCGCUGCUGGCGCUGCUGCGGCUGUUGCUGCAGCUGCUGGUGCUGUACGGCGGCCGGCUGGCCGGCUUCCAGGUGCUGUCGGCCGUUCUGGGCAGCAUGACAUGGCUGCUGUCGCUGCGGUUGAUCAUGCUGGAGCGCGGCUUUAUGCUGCCUACGGUGCCGGUACGCGGCCACGGUCUGCCGCUACUGCUCUCCUGGACACUGCUGCUGGCCGGACAGGCCGUCAUGGCCGUCAACGUGCGCAGCGCAGACUGGUGGUUCAAACUCAGCAGCACGUCUGACUACGUGGAGGUGACCCUGUACGCCAUCCGGCUGUCCGGCUGUCUCUUCCUCUUCCUGGUCGGCUUCAGGGCUCCCGGCAUCGCGUGGGUCGAGGACUACAUCCCAUACCAGCGCAAUGUGCAGGGCCAGAACAACCCGCGCGCCGCCGGUGGCGCCGCCCGGCGACAGCCCGGCGAGGCUGCGUUUGUGGCGGCAGAGGGCAGCGCGUGGCGCGGUACGUGCGGGAAGCUGGCUCGUCUGCUGCCGUUCAUCUGGCCGCGCCGUGACGUGGGUCUCCAGCUGAUCGUCAUCUUCUGCAUGGCGCUUCUCGUCGGCACGCGCGUCAUAAACGUCUACGUGCCGCUCUACUACAAGUACAUCGUGGACGGCCUGACGGAGACGGCCGGUCACCCGCGGCCCGUCUUCCUCUGGCAAGACAUUCUGGUGUACGUCGGUCUCAAGUUCCUCCAGGGUGGCGGCGUCGGCAGCAUGGGCGCCCUCAACAACCUGCGCGGCCUGCUCUGGAUCAAGGUGCUGCAGUACACCGAGCGCGAGGUCCAGGUGGACCUGUUCGCGCACCUGCACCAGCUGAGCCUGCGCUGGCACCUGAGCCGCAAGACGGGCGAGGUGCUGCGCGUCAUGGACCGAGGCACCUCAUCCAUCAACUCGCUGCUCAGCUAUCUGGUCUUCCAGAUCCUGCCCACCGUGGCCGACAUCACCAUCGCCAUCACGUUCUUCAGCGCCGCCUUCAACGCCUGGUUCGGCCUCAUCGUCUUCAUCACGAUGCUGCUCUAUAUGGUGUCGACGGCCGUUAUCACGGAAUGGCGCACCAAGUACCGGCGCCAGAGCAACCUGCUGGACAACGCACAGCGCACCAAGGGCGUGGACUCGCUGCUAAACUACGAGACUGUCAAGUACUACGACGCCGAGGAAUACGAGGUCAACCGGUACCGAGACGCCAUACUGGAGCGCCAGCGGGUGGACUGGAAGUCACUGGCGUCGCUGAACCUGCUGAACGUGGUGCAGAACGUAGUGAUCAACGGCGGCCUGCUGGCCGGCUCGCUACUCUGCGCCUACUUCGUCGCCGACAACGGCACCCUCACCGUCGGCGACUACGUGCUCUUCUCCACCUACAUCGUGCAGCUGUACGCGCCGCUCAACUGGUUCGGCACCUACUACCGGAUGAUCCAGCAGAACUUCAUCGACAUGGAGAACAUGCUGGACCUGCUGAAGGAGGAGGAGGAGAUCAGCGACCUGCCGGGCGUGCCGCCGCUGACCGUGCGCGAAGGUCGCCUUGAGUUCCGUAACGUCUCCUUCCACUACCAGCCGGAGAAGCCGAUACUGCGCGGCGUGUCGUUCUGCGUCGAGCCUGGCGCCACCGUCGCCCUGGUGGGACCGUCGGGCGGCGGCAAGUCGACCGUCAUCAGGCUGUUGUUCCGCUUCUUCGACGUGACCGACGGCCGCAUCAUGCUGGACAACCAGGACCUGAAGUGGGUGCAGCAGCGCACGGUGCGGCGCGCGAUCGGCGUCGUACCGCAGGACACCGUGCUCUUCAACGACACGAUCAGGUACAACAUCCGCUACGCUCGCAUGUCGGCCACGGAGGAGGCAGUGGAGGAGGCGGCGCGCGCCGCCGACAUGCACGACAAGAUCGUGUCGUUUCCGGACGGGUACGACACUCUGGUGGGCGAGCGCGGUCUGAAGCUCUCCGGCGGCGAGAAGCAGCGCGUCGCCAUCGCGCGCACCCUCCUCAAGGCGCCCAAGUUCAUCCUGCUGGACGAGGCCACCAGUGCGCUGGACACUCGGACCGAGCGGAACAUCCAGGACUCGCUGCAGCGCGUGUCGGCCGGUCGCACCACCCUGAUCGUCGCCCAUCGACUGUCGACCAUCGCACACGCCGACCAGAUCCUGGUGCUCAAGGAGGGGCGCAUCAUCGAGCGCGGCAGGCACGACGAGCUGAUGGAGAAGAACGGCAUGUACGCCGGCAUGUGGCGUCAACAGUCCGAGAUGGCCGACCGGCGCUCGCGCCGCUCUCCGGACCGGCAGCAGCGCUCCCCGGACCGGCAGCGCCGCGAGUGGGCGCCGUGGGAGGCAGCCGUACUGUAA
Molecule: messenger RNA, 2723 nt
Organism: Pollicipes pollicipes
Lineage: Eukaryota; Metazoa; Arthropoda; Thecostraca; Pollicipedomorpha; Pollicipedidae
Product: ATP-binding cassette sub-family B member 6, mitochondrial
Exons: 16
Coding region: 129-2723 (864 amino acids)
Biological process (GO): transmembrane transport; heme transport
Cellular component (GO): vacuolar membrane
Molecular function (GO): ATP binding; ATP hydrolysis activity; heme binding
Source: RefSeq, a predicted model, not a curated record